UUGCUGCUUAAGCAUCGUUGCCGCGGCUGCAGCAUGCGCGCACCUACGUUUCAAAGUUGCCAGUCAGAGUCUUCGCUUUCAGAGACUUUGGAAAGUUUGCCAGAGGACAUGACACAAGAUCCAGAAGUACAACUAAAGUCAAAGAGCUUUCCACCUCCUGAGACUCUCUCGAAGGACUUGGGGAAGGUUUCGCGGCAACGCGGGCGCAGCGCACCUGCGAAAAAAGAUGCCUUGUGGAACCGGUGGCACUUUAGUCUUAGCGCCUGGACGGGACUUGUUGAACCACGAGUUCAGUCUGAUGGAGCUUUGCCAGAGCUGGGCCGUUGCAGUCAGCCCUUGACGCUCUCCUGCGUGGAGCUCGCGAAGAUGAUGUCGAUCUGCGACCCGCGGCUGGUGAUUGUUGAUGUCCGCGACGCGGACUUCUUCUAUUGCGGCAAGAUACCCAAUUCUUGGCAUGUUGCUUCGGAAUCCUUUCCGCAGAAGAUGGCGCGGUUGGUCUAUCAUUGCAACAAGCCUUGGUACCGAGCAGUGUUCUGCUCGUUUGAUGGUGUCCGAAGGUCAUUUGCAUGCGCAGAGCUGUUUCAGCGAGCCGUUCACGCUGUCUACCGGAAAGAGGAGUGCUGUUCAGCUUUUGUCCUGAAGGGAGGCAUUCAUGAUUGGGCCAAAUUCUGCGAAGCGUUUGAUUUUGAAGACCCUUGUUUUAGCGGCUUGGAGAAACCGUCACUCUUCGAUGCGCUCGCAUAUGCACAAGAUCAUUGAGGCUUUGCAAAGAUGCAAGGCACGUGGAGCGACAUGCUUUUCAUUGAUGCGGUCUCGAGUUGUUCCUUUUUGCAAGCCAGCCAACUCGUCUCGCGGCAUCUCGUGGCCCAGCUCAACAAAGCACAUGGGUUUAGCGAGAGGUUUUUUUGGCAUUUGGUAGCGAUCAGAGCCUUUGGCAUUGUCUGCGUGUCCCACUAUCUGAGAACGGCUCAUACAUGCCGUUUUGAUAGAAAAGAGGACCUCAGAUCAUGCAAGGUGACAUUAUUUUGUGCUCUUCAGCGAACGAUUUUUGUGUUUCAAACAGUUUCACGCUCAGCUUCAGUUGAGUACUUCGAUUAGAAGCCCACCAACGCACCUCAAUCAUUC
This is a messenger RNA of Cladocopium goreaui, 1125 nucleotides long. Lineage: Eukaryota; Dinophyceae; Suessiales; Symbiodiniaceae. The record is from the annotation of a GenBank genome assembly.